This is a messenger RNA of Trichoderma citrinoviride, 165 nucleotides long. RefSeq lists its product as hypothetical. Lineage: Eukaryota; Fungi; Ascomycota; Sordariomycetes; Hypocreales; Hypocreaceae. The annotation marks the transcript as partial. The transcript has a single exon. The record is from RefSeq and is a predicted model, not a curated record. Gene Ontology annotation, biological process: fungal-type cell wall organization. Gene Ontology annotation, molecular function: structural constituent of cell wall. Gene Ontology annotation, cellular component: fungal-type cell wall.
ACAAAGGUCGUCUCCCAGUACACCACCUACUGCCCCGAGCCCACGACCUUUACCUUCAACGCCAAGACCUUCACCGUCACCGAGGCCACCACCCUCACCAUCACCGACUGCCCCUGCACCGUCGUCGAGGUAAGCUUUCACCCCCUUUCCCCCCCUCCCCCCUAA